GAAAUGUACAUGACCAACUAUUUCUCUGUGGGUGUGGACGCCCUGGUUACCCUCAACUUCCACAAGACACGACAGUCGUGGCUGUGCUUUUGGAAACAUCGCCUUUUCAACAAGUUCCUGUACAUCACGUACGGUACUCGUGACUUUCUUGAGAAAAAGUGCCGGGACCUCCCGCAAAAGGUGCGCCUUUGGCUGGACGGGGAGCCCAAGGACCUGGAGCAUCUGGAGGCCAUCACUGUGCUCAACAUCCCUUGCUGGGGCGCAGGUGUACGACCAUGGCACAUGGGUGCCGGAGGUCAGCUAGCUCAGCCCCAGAGUUUGGGCAUCACCAUCUAA
Messenger RNA from Rhipicephalus sanguineus (brown dog tick), 336 nucleotides. Its product is annotated as diacylglycerol kinase epsilon-like. The transcript is spliced from 3 exons. Lineage: Eukaryota; Metazoa; Arthropoda; Arachnida; Ixodida; Ixodidae. Bases 4 to 336 code for a protein of 110 amino acids. Gene Ontology annotation, molecular function: ATP-dependent diacylglycerol kinase activity. The record is from RefSeq and is a predicted model, not a curated record.